This is a messenger RNA of Cataglyphis hispanica, 1652 nucleotides long. RefSeq names its product 39S ribosomal protein L23, mitochondrial (gene mRpL23). Gene Ontology annotation, molecular function: structural constituent of ribosome. Gene Ontology annotation, cellular component: mitochondrial large ribosomal subunit; ribosome. The transcript has 3 exons. Bases 124 to 567 code for a protein of 147 amino acids. Gene Ontology annotation, biological process: mitochondrial translation. The record is from RefSeq and is a predicted model, not a curated record. Lineage: Eukaryota; Metazoa; Arthropoda; Insecta; Hymenoptera; Formicidae.
AGUGUCAACAGAUGGCAGCAUCGAUGUGACAAGAUGGCUGAAGGUUAAAGCUAGAGCUAUCGGAGUUUUAUUCUCUGUUGUUAUUUGAAACUGCUUUUAUAUAUUAUUGUACAGUAUAAGAAAAUGUCAACGCGAUGGUAUCCGUUGUACCAAAGAGGCAAUCCGCAAUUAAGAGUAUUUUUACCAAACUUCUGGAUGAAGUUAAUUGCGCCUGGAAGUAAGCAGCUUCCGAAUGUGGUGCAAUUCCAUUGCUCGAUGGAAAUGACUAAGUACGACAUAAAGAAUUAUCUGGAAAAGAUUUACAAUAUUGAUAUUGUUGAAGUGAGAACGAGAAUAGCAAUGGGAAGGAUGAAGAAGGAUCGGCUGCAGGGCGCCAUUAUUAAAGAUGAUGACAGGAAAAUAGCCUAUGUUGUACUGCCAAAAGAACAAUCCUUUGUAUUUCCUGAUCUAUUCAAGAAUAAAAAAAAUGAACUUGAUGAAAAAACUGUGAAUGAAUCGAAACAGGACUUGCAAGAUUUUGUGAAAGUUAAUAAAGCACCUGGAUUGCCUGGUUGGUUUAGAAUUUAGUGUAUGUAUAUAUAUAUAUAUAUAUAUAUAAAUAUAUAUAAAUAUAUUGUAAUAUUUAAGGAUUUAUAACCAAUAAAUUGUAUUUAUUAAUAUUCCUUAAUAACUAAUAACUCUUAAUUAUUAUAAUCUUUAAAUUAAUGAUGAUAGAUACAAUUUUUGCUUUUUGUUUGUAGAAUCUUGUUAGUGUCAAUAAUUCUCAGUUAUUUUUAAUUUACUAUUAAUGAUAUGUUAGGUAAUAUAAUUUAUUGUUAUAUCUUUCAAAUUUCAAUCUUCAAUGUUUGAUACAGGUUUUAUUCAAAUCUGAUUUAAAUUUCACGGAUUCGAUUAGACGAAUAAUCCAAUAAUUUUAAUUGUUUAUUAUUAAAUAAUAUAAAUAUAUUACAUCUAAUAAUUUAAUACUGUUGCGAUUAAUAUUGCUGACAAUUUAUUUGAAAAUUUAUUUGAAAAAUUUGUGAAAGCCUCUACAUAGGUAUUUAUUAGAAUCGAUAAGCGACCCUAUCGAUCAAACAAUGCCACUCGCAAUUUUCGAAAAUGGCAUUGAACACAACCGCGGAAAGCAAACGGGCUGCGAGCUCGAAUGCUUGCGCUGUUUACGGCAGGUAAAUGACAGUUGAUAAUAAUUUAAUCGUUUAAUUACGUUGCUCGAAACGAUUAAAGGAUGAGAUUUGAUGAUAUUCGCCGAUUCGGAGAUUUCUUUCGCUAAUUUCUAAGCUCAAUCUUUGACACAAGCGCAUCUGUGGAAUUCAUCUUCCCUUACCUUAUUCGGACAAAUAAUGAAUAUUAUAAUGGUAAUGAGUUUAUUCUAAUUUUUCCCAAACAUAAUUUAUUUUACUUUUUAUAUUUUAUAUCUGUUCUCCAUAUUUAUUAUUUAUAAUCUUUCUACUAUUUUAUCUUAUUAUCUUAUAAUCUCCAUUAUUCUUGCAAACGUGGGUUUAAAAAGUUUAUAAAAUUUUAUUUUUAAUUUAUGUAAGCAUUAUUAUAUUGUAUUCUAGAGAUUAAGGAACUAAUCUAUUCUCAUGUUAUAAAAAAUUGAUGAUUUUUAGGAAUUUGUUUUUGAAGAAUAUUAGAAAUUCAUUUUUUUGAAA